AUGGCUCCUGCAGCACCGUCCGUCCCUACAUCUGCCUUCAUCUCGCUCCAGCCAUCCCGUUCUUCAUCGUCUUCGCUUUUCUUCCUCCUCACCUCCCUCUUUGUCCUACUCUCCUGCCCUGCUCCAGUCCAUGCAGAUUCUUCAGGGAACUGUACAGCCAGUGGAGACCCCUGUCAGGAAGGAGUCGUACUUCCUGUGUGGAAUCCUCAGAAUCCCUCUGUGGGAGAUAAAGUGGCCCGGGCUAUUGUCUACUUUGUGGCACUUAUUUAUAUGUUCCUGGGCAUGAGUAUUAUAGCGGACCGGUUCAUGUCAUCCAUAGAGGUCAUAACAUCCCAAGAGAAAGAGAUAACCAUAAAAAGGCCAAACGGUGAGACCACAACAACCACGGUCAGAAUCUGGAACGAAACUGUCUCUAAUCUCACUCUGAUGGCUUUGGGUUCGAGUGCUCCAGAGAUUCUGCUGUCUGUUAUUGAGGUUUGUGGUCACGGCUUUGAGGCCGGGUCACUUGGUCCUAGUACAAUCGUGGGCAGCGCCGCCUUCAACAUGUUCAUUAUCAUUGCCCUCUGCGUCUAUGUGGUUCCCGACGGUGAGACCAGAAAGAUCAAACACCUUCGGGUGUUUUUUGUCACAGCAGCUUGGAGUGUCUUUGCCUAUAUCUGGCUCUAUUUGAUUCUGAGUGUUAUUUCACCUGGAGAGGUUGAGGUCUGGGAGGCUGUACUCACCUUCCUCUGCUUCCCUCUCUGCGUCGUACAAGCCUGGGUGGCUGACCGACGGCUUCUCUUCUACAAAUAUGUCCGCAAGCGUUACCGUGCAGACAAGCACCGCGGUAUCAUCAUUGAGACAGAAGGGGAUGGAGGGAUCGGCGGCAUGGAUGGAGGUGGAGGAGCGCUGGGUCCAGGUGGAUUCACCAAGAUGGAUAUGCUGGAGCUGGAUGGACAGAUUGCUCUGAACUGCCACAGUGGGAUGGACGGAGGAAUGAUGGUAGAGGGUGGAAAGGAUGAGGAUGAUGAAGCAAGGAGAGACAUGGCGAGGACACUGAAGGAGCUGAAGCAGAGGCACCCAGACAAGGACAUGGAGCAGCUGAUUGAGAUGGCUAAUUAUCAGGUUCUGAUGCAGCAGCAAAAGAGCAGAGCAUUUUACCGCAUCCAGGCAACCAGGAUGAUGAUCGGAGCAGGGAACAUACUGAAGAAGCACGCCGCUGAUCAGGCUCGCAAGGUAGUGAGCAGCAAUGAGACUCAGACUCAGGAAGACGACCCUCACACCAUUAGGAUGGAGUUCGAACCCUCUUUAUACCAGUGCUUUGAAAACUGCGGCUCCCUGAAUCUUACAGUUGCCAGACAUGGAGGAGACCCUGGAGUUACUGUCAAAGUGGAUUAUCGCACAGAGGACGGUACAGCUAACGCAGGCUCAGAUUAUGAGUUUGCUGAAGGAACACUACUGUUUAAGCCUGGAGAGACCCUCAAAGAGAUUACUGUCGGCGUCAUUGACGAUGACAUCUUUGAGGAGGAUGAGUACUUCUACGUUCACCUCAGUAACCCUCGUGUUGUGGGUUGUCCUGAGAUAGGCACCGCCCCAGUGGAUUCCACCCUUCACCCGAAAGCCGUGCUUGGAGAUAACCACACAGCAACAGUCACCAUCUAUGAUGACGACCACGCAGGCAUCUUUACAUUCGAAAGUGCCAGUCAGAGGGUGAGUGAAAGCGUAGGUGUGAUGGAGGUGAAGGUCAUGCGUACGUCGGGGGCCCGGGGUCUGGUAGCUGUCCCUUAUCGGACCGUGGAUGGAACUGCCAAAGGAGGGGAGGACUAUGAAAUGGCUGCUGGAAAGCUGCAGUUUCAGAAUGAUGAGACCAUGAAGGUAAUUGAGGUGAAAAUUAUUGAUGAUGAAGAGUAUGAGAAGAACAAGACCUUCACAAUUGAGCUUGGGGAGCCUAUUCUACUGGAGAUAGGACAGAAACACGGUGACUCUAACGAGAACAAACCAUUGGUGGGAGCAGAGGAGGAAGAGGUGGCCAAGAUGGGCUGUCCCAGUCUGGGUGAACACACACAACUGGAAGUGAUCAUAGAGGAAUCCUACGAGUUUAAGAAAGCAGUAAACACUCUUCUUAGACGUACUGAAAAGAAUACAGUAGAUAAGCUGAUCAAGAAGACAAACCUGGCCUUGGUGGUGGGAAGCAGCAGCUGGAGGGAGCAGUUUGUCAGUGCUGUUACUGUUAGUGCAGGGGAUGAUGAUGAGGAGGAGAGUGGUGAAGAACGGCUACCAUCCUGCUUCGACUACAUCAUGCACUUCCUCACGGUUUUCUGGAAGGUCCUGUUCGCCUUUGUCCCGCCCACCGAGUACUGGAAUGGCUGGGCCUGCUUCUUUGUCUCCAUAUCAUUGAUCGGGGUUCUCACCGCCGUCACCGGGGAUCUGGCAUCGCACUUCGGCUGCACGAUAGGACUAAAGGACUCUGUGACGGCUGUGGUUUUUGUUGCUUUGGGGACAUCGGUACCAGAUACUUUUGCCAGUAAGGUCGCAGCCAUCCAGGACCAGUACGCCGACGCCUCCAUUGGAAACGUCACUGGCUCCAACGCCGUCAACGUCUUCUUGGGCAUUGGUGUGGCGUGGACCAUCGCUGCCCUCGCCUGGCGUUCUAAGGGCGAGCCUUUUAGGGUGGACCCGGGAAACCUGGCCUUUUCUGUCACCCUCUUCACCAUCAUGGCUGUGUUGUGCGUCCUAACCCUUCUCUACCGCCGCCGGCCAACCGUGGCUGGAGGCGAGCUGGGUGGGCCGCGGACUUGCAAGUUGCUAACAUCACUGCUGUUCGUCUCCAUGUGGCUGAUUUACAUCCUUUUGGCUUCCAUGGAGGCCUACUGCCAUUUACCAGGGUUUUAGAGGCAGGAAGAUACAGACCUAAUGUUGGUUUUAAGGAGGUGGAAGACCUUAAAACCCUCUCUGAAAAGGGAUUUAAUGUCAUUCAAUUCUAUAUUUUCCUUAAACAAAAUGAGUGUACAUCCUCAUGAGAAAGGUUAACUCCCUCCUACAACGUUGAGGCUAAUUAUUCUUGUCUUUGAACCAUAAACACCCUCCAGUGUGUCAAGGAAAACCUUGAAACA
Molecule: messenger RNA, 3092 nt
Organism: Cyprinodon tularosa
Lineage: Eukaryota; Metazoa; Chordata; Actinopteri; Cyprinodontiformes; Cyprinodontidae
Gene: slc8a4b
Product: solute carrier family 8 member 4b
Exons: 16
Coding region: 1-2871 (956 amino acids)
Biological process (GO): calcium ion import across plasma membrane; sodium ion transmembrane transport; cell communication
Cellular component (GO): sarcolemma; axon; postsynapse
Molecular function (GO): calcium:sodium antiporter activity
Source: RefSeq, a predicted model, not a curated record